Molecule: messenger RNA, 2838 nt
Organism: Trichomycterus rosablanca
Lineage: Eukaryota; Metazoa; Chordata; Actinopteri; Siluriformes; Trichomycteridae
Gene: prepl
Product: prolyl endopeptidase like
Exons: 15
Coding region: 151-2409 (752 amino acids)
Biological process (GO): proteolysis
Cellular component (GO): cytoskeleton; Golgi apparatus
Molecular function (GO): serine-type endopeptidase activity
Source: RefSeq, a predicted model, not a curated record
AGUUUACAAACAUCGAGAAGCUUCGAAAAUACAAACAAGCUAGUUUUAAUGGUAUUUAGUUAUAUACAGAGUAGUGUGGCUAAGUCAAGACGUUUACAUAUAGUUAUGUUUUCUUAUGAACUGUAAAAACAACCUGCACUAUUGAUAUAAAUGGUUGGGUUUAAAUUUAAGGUUGGUUGUUUGUUUGUUCGAACAGUAUCACGAAGUAUAAACCGGUUUUACUGUCAGAACCGAUGCAUCCGAACUGCAGCCCGCCUUUAUACUGAGGGGCCUUCAAAGGCUGAGUUGGAAAAAUUGAAAAGCCUUGAAUGGCGAUUUGAGGAAAGGCUGCGUUCAUUUUAUCAGCGGUUUGCUGAUGUGCCUGACAAUACAGUGUUUCAAAGAUGCCACCAUGUGUACACUGUGGAAGAACAUGGAAUCUACAGGAUGGCAUGUGGAAAAGGUGAGGAGAACGUUGUGCAGGUACUCAGUGCUGACUGGGCAGGACAGCAAAACGGGACCAUUCAGAGGGUCAGACUUUCUCCUACACAGUCCAUUUUGGCAGCCACCAUAAAAAAUGACCACGCUGAAGAGGCCAGACUUAUGCUGGUUCGAUUGGAGCCCAGUUCUAUUCCUGAGGGACCUAUGCUCAUCCUAAACAAUGUGUUUAGCUUUGAGUGGGCCACUGAUGAUGUGCUCUACUACACCACUCAAGAAGGUCUUCGGUGCAGACAUGUUUUCCGACUUAAUCUUACUGACACUAAAGCCCUAAGUCAACUGGUUUAUGAAGAGAAAGAUCCUGAGUUUUUCGUGGAGGUCAUUUGCUCCAGAGACCAGCAGCUGCUGACAGUAAACUGCAGCAGUAAGAGCAGCUCUGAAGUCUGGGUGAUUGACAGCAGGGAUCCUCUCUCACCUAAACUAGUACAGCCUCGAGAGCCUGGCCUGCUGUAUCACGUGGAACACUCUAACAACCAGCUGUACAUCCUCGCCAACACGGGCCCGGGUCAUGAGUACCAGCUGCUGAGGGCUCCUCUCUCCUCUCCUGCCAUGCAGCAUUGGGAACCAGUGUUCAGCCCUGUACCUGAAGCAGUCAUUAAAGACAUGGAGAUGCUACAGAACCACUGUGUGUUCACAGUAAGGGAGCCUCUGGGUCGACUCCAACUCCAGACGUUUCCAUUAAAAUCUCCUAACAGCAUAGCCACCCACCAGCUGCCUUCCUGGGCCUGCACUAUAGAGACAGAGCGACCUGACUUUAUGAACAAGGAUGCAUUUAGCUUUCUUCUCUCAUCACCGGUUCAUCCUCCAGUCCGCUACCUUCUUUGUCCCAUGGACGAGCGACCCCUGGCCAGUGAGAAAGGCAGUCAACACUCAUCACUUCCAGAGUGCCACACCACACGCCUGCAGGCUGUCAGCCAGGAUGGGACUAUGGUGCCUGUAACACUUUUCCACACGCAACCAUUGACCGAUAUAAGUGAGGUUCCACUCUUGGUGCAUGUGUAUGGAGCAUAUGGUCUGGAUCUAAACAUGGCCUUCAGUCCUGAGAAGAGAUUGCUGCUGGAGGACGGCUGGGUUUUGGCCUUCUGUCAUGUCAGAGGUGGUGGAGAGUGUGGUCUGGCUUGGCACCGAGCAGGUCGAUUGCAGUUCAAGAAGAAUGGAGUGAAUGAUCUGGCUGCCUGUAUUCAGACUCUUUUCCAGUCAGGAGUGUCCCAGCCUGCACUAACAGCCCUCACUGCUCGUAGUGCAGGAGCAGUCCUAGCAGGAGCGCUGUGCAACCAAAGCUCUCACCUUCUCAGAGCUGUCCUCCUACAGGCACCUUUUCUGGACGUCCUUGGUGCUAUGCAGGACUCUGCCCUCCCAUUAACAGUAGAAGAAAGAGGGGAAUGGGGGGACCCCCAUACAUACCCCCAGCACAGGGAUAUCAUCAGCUCUUAUUGCCCAUGCCAUAAUAUUACUCCUCAGCUCUACCCAUCCAUGCUGAUCACUGCAUAUUCAGGGGAUAUGAGGGUGCCUUUAUCAGGUGUGUUAAAGUAUGUGGAAAGACUAAAGAAAGCCAUCCAGACCCACACUAGCAGAGUCAGUACCAAAGGAGAAGUCCCAGCUGUCAUCCUGGAUGUCCAGUUAGUGGGAGAUCACUUCGGUCCAGAUGCUUUUGAUCAGUCCUUGCGUGAGAGUGCUCGUCAGUUAGCUUUUCUUUACCAAACGCUGGGACUGGACGUUCAAAGUUCUAGACAGAAACGGAGAAGACAAAGAAAAAGCCCAGCAACGCUUCCAAUUUUUACCCGAUUGCGUUAUGCUUCCUCUCUACUGGUGCUGACCCCUGCCCCGAUUGAGGAGAGUGAGACACGUGUGCAGCAGCCGACUGCAUUUUUUCACCUGCAUGAGGCGGAUUCGUACGCCGAUCAGCUUUGUGCACGGAGAGCCACACCCUGAUCAGCAUUAUUCCUCGACUCUGUGCAGACGGCAUCAACCAGCCAGUAGAGGUCGUAAUUUGCUCAGUUAUGAGGAGUCCCUAUCCAGCUUUGUCCUACCCUAUGAACAACAGCCAAUCGUUGUUCAUACAGCCGCCCAGCCCAGCCGGAUGGCAGAGCUGAGAUUCGGUAUGAUGUAUUUGAAAUCCCAGCUCUGUUGUGCUAGCGUAUUUUACCGCUGCACCACCUGAGCGGCUAAACAUAGAGCUUUCUAACAGGCAGUCUUAAAGUCAGUAAUCACGGUCACUUCAGAUGAAUGGCAAUAAGUGAUUUAUCUUCCAGUAUUUUGUGCCUCAAGAAGAAACUAAAUGAUUGCUCAUGUUACUCUUUUUAGGCAUUAUGCCUAUUGUGCGUAUUAUAUAUUGUUAUAUUUUUAAAACCAUAAAGCAAC